Messenger RNA from Thermothielavioides terrestris NRRL 8126, 2052 nucleotides. RefSeq lists its product as uncharacterized. Lineage: Eukaryota; Fungi; Ascomycota; Sordariomycetes; Sordariales; Chaetomiaceae. The record is from RefSeq and is a predicted model, not a curated record. Gene Ontology annotation, cellular component: mitochondrial membrane. Gene Ontology annotation, molecular function: ferrous iron transmembrane transporter activity. Bases 240 to 1172 code for a protein of 310 amino acids. The transcript has 8 exons. Gene Ontology annotation, biological process: iron import into the mitochondrion.
GAGACAGGCCCCGGAGAGAGCAGCGGAUUUGGCAUCGUUGCGCUGGUUUGCGGUGACAGCAACCAACCAAACGAGCUUCUUCCUUGCUGCUUGUUGCAUUGAGUCAACUUGGCGCUUCUGCUCUUGCCGCCUCUGGCGCUCCACGCGACGCAAUUCCUCGUCCGACUUCCCCCUCCGCGACAAGUUCGAUCUUCAACCUGGCUCUUGACGUAGGCGCGCCGGGAGCCGUGGCUUCCCCAAUGGCUCAGCCAAAUGCCGAGCCCGUGGAGGACUACGAUUAUGAAUCGCUCCCACCCAACUUCUCGUUGCUGCAGAACAUGGCUGCCGGCGCUCUGGCCGGCAUUGCCGAGCACUGCGCAAUGUAUCCCAUCGAUGCGAUCAAGACACGAAUGCAGAUAGUCAAUCCCUCCUCUACGACCGUCGGGAGCGGAGUACUCCAGGCCACAUACCGGAUGGCUAGCACGGAGGGCAUUCUAAGCUUAUGGCGUGGCAUGUCAAGCGUGAUAGUUGGGGCGGGCCCUGCGCACGCGGUCUACUUCGCAACUUAUGAGGCGGUCAAGCACGUCAUGGGCGGGAACCGAGCUGGUGCCCAUCAUCCACUGGCUGCCGCAACCAGUGGAGCAUGCGCGACAAUUGCCAGCGAUGCGCUGAUGAAUCCCUUCGACGUCAUCAAGCAAAGAAUGCAGAUCCAAAAUUCGGCGAAAAUGUACCGCUCCAUGUUCGACUGCGCCAAGUACGUCUACAGGAAAGAAGGGAUCGCGGCGUUCUACGUCUCCUACCCGACCACACUUUCCAUGACGGUUCCCUUCACGGCGCUGCAGUUUCUCGCCUACGAGUCCAUCUCGACCGCGAUGAAUCCGACCAAGAAAUACGAUCCCCUGACGCACUGCUUGGCCGGUGCGGUUGCGGGUGGUUUUGCCGCCGGGCUCACAACCCCAAUGGACGUGAUCAAGACGAUGCUUCAGACACGUGGUAAUGCGGCCGAUGCCGAGCUGAGGACAGUGAAUGGGUUCAUGGCCGGCUGCCGGUUAUUGUACCAGAGGGAAGGCGCCCGCGGCUUCUUCAAGGGCGUGCGGCCGAGAGUGUUGACGACAAUGCCAAGUACCGCCAUCUGCUGGUCGGCUUACGAGGCAUCAAAGGCCUACUUCAUCCACCAGAACAACUUAUCAUGACGGACUCCGGAAAUACGAAGCCGUGUUACCACUGAAAUGAUUUCACAAUCAGGAUAGGUUGGGUCCAUCUACAAAGGGGAUACACCAUAGAGUUCUACUCGCCUCAACGGAGAACCGAAGGUCCCGCGACCGGGUUUCUGACCCUUCCGCGCCUGACCGGCCGGCCGGUAAUGUCCGGAUAAAAACGGAGCGGAGCGGUGUGCUGUUGAUGGUGUGCCACAGCACAACAUCGUGUACAUAAUCUCAUGUCGUCUCGCGCCCCUGGGUUUACAAAUUUGAGCAGGGCGUUGCGCCGACAAAAUACGGUGCCAAUGGGGACAUGCGUUGGUGACCUGCCUGCCUGCAGCGAAAUCAUCCCCGAUCUGGCGAACCUGCUUUAGGUGUUCUCUACCUGCCUGCAUUUUGUUUUCCUCCAAACCGUCUUUUCCUUGUACCUCCGCGCGGAAACGGGACAGCUCUCACUGUCUCUCAAAUUCCUUCUGGGCGGACAAGAGACGUCAGCAUCAGCAAUCUGCAUGUUCCGUUCGUCAUCCGCUUAUGCCGACAAGAGCUUGGCUGGGGGCGGUCGGAGGCAGCUCGGAUCCGAGCGACGCUGAGCUGGGCUGAGCUGGGAGAGAAGCCAACAUGUUCAAUUCUUCUCCCCGCGGUUACAUCGGGUGGACCAAGGGGAGGAUGUUGGUCCGCUCUCGGGCGAGGCGACGCAGUCCCAAGGUCACCCUUGACAAGCUUUCCGUCGCUUCUCCUUUAGCUGAGCGGUUGUCCGCGAUGGGCACCUUUCCCCUACGCCGAGCUGGUCCAAAUUGGUCUUCAUUGCUCAGGUUGCAUACACUUCCUGUAUGUAGGCUAGGCUGAACACAGGCUAAUCCAAAGAGUGUCACUC